UAAAAAAAAAAAAAAGUAAUUUUAAUAGUUCCCAAAUCUCAAUUCAAAAAAAAGGUUUAUAAUUUUAUUUUAUUUUAAUAUUUUGACUUUUUUUUUUUUACUAAUCAAUUUAAUAAAUAUAUAUAUUAAAUAUUUAUUAAAUUUUUUAUUUAUUUAUUAUUUAUUUAUUUAUUUAUUUUUAUUAUUUUAUAUAUAGAAAUGGCUAGUUCAAAUCAUUUACCAGCUAGAUUGUUUACAAAACAAUCACAAGCUUUAAUUUAUAAUUAUAAAGAAGCAGCAGUUCAAAGAAUGUUGGAUUUUGAUAAUGUUUCACAAAGAGAUACACCAUCGGUUGCGGGUUUAAUUCAUCCAGGGUCAGAUGGAGGUUUAUAUAAAGCUUUCUUUGGCUUUAAAGAGUUGGUUAUUCCUGUAUAUAAUAGUGUUUCAGAAGCAUGUCAACAAUGUCCAAAUGCUGAUGUCUUUUUAAAUUUUGCAUCUCAUCGUUCUGCAUAUCAAUCAUCGCUAUUGGCCUUAAGAGAACCAAGUAUUAGAACUGUAGUUAUUAUUGCUGAAGGUGUCCCAGAAAACGAAGCUCGUUCAUUGAUUGCAAUUGCUAAAAAAGCUGGUAAAGUUAUUAUUGGUCCAGCCACUGUUGGUGGUAUUCAAGCUGGUUCAUUUAAAAUUGGUAAUACUGCCGGUACAAUCGAUAAUAUUAUGGCAUGUAAACUUUAUAGAUCCGGUUCAGUUGGUUUUGUUUCAAAGAGUGGUGGUCUAUCAAAUGAAAUGUAUAAUGUUUUAUCAAGAUGCACAGAUGGUAUAUACGAAGGUAUUGCAAUUGGUGGUGAUGCAUUCCCAGGUUCCACAUUGACUGAUCAUGCACUAAGAUUCGAAAAACUUCCAGAAGUUAAAAUGAUUGUUGUUUUGGGUGAAUUAGGCGGAUGGGAUGAAUAUGGUAUUGUAGAUGCAUUAAAGAAAGGCGAAAUUACUAAGCCAAUAUGUGCAUGGGUUUCUGGAACAGUUGCAAAAAUUUUCCCAACAGAGGUUCAAUUUGGACAUGCUGGUGCAAAAUCUGGUGGUGAAACUGAAAGUGCCGAUGCUAAAAACAAUUCAUUAAGAGAUGCUGGUGCAAUUGUACCAACAUCAUUUGAAGACUUUUCAAAUGUUAUUGCUGCCACCUAUGCCAAAUUACAAAGUAAAGGUUUAGUUAAACCAGUUGAAGAGCCAACACCACCAGAAUUACCAUUAGAUUUCAAGACUGCAGUUAAAGCUGGUAAAGUCAGAAAACCAACAAGCAUUAUUUCAACCAUUUGUGAUGAUCGUGGUGAUGAAUUAUCAUAUGCUGGUGUUCCAAUUUCAGAGGUAUGCAAAGAACAAUAUUGUUUGGGUGAUGUUAUAGGUUUACUAUGGUUUAAAAGAAAGCUUCCACCAUAUGCAUCAAAAUUCUUUGAAAUGUGUUUGAAAUUAGUUGCCGAUCAUGGUCCAGCAGUUAGUGGUGCUCAUAAUACAAUCGUUGCAGCUCGUGCUGGUAAAGACCUUGUAUCCAGUCUUGUUUCAGGUCUCUUAACUAUUGGUCCACGUUUCGGUGGUGCAAUCGAUGAUAGUGCACGUGUAUUCCAAGAUGCCGUUGAUCGUGGCCUCUCACCAGAUCAAUUUGUCGAAGGUAUGAAAUCAAAAGGUAGAAGAAUCCCAGGUAUUGGUCAUUUAAUUAAAUCAGCAACAGACUCUGACAAGAGAGUCAUUAUUUUAAAAGAAUAUGCAUACACUCACUUUACCUCAACUAAAUAUUUAGAAUAUGCAUUAGAAGUAGAAAAAUAUACAUUACAAAAAGCAAACAACUUAAUUUUAAAUGUUGAUGGUUGUAUAGGUGUAUUAUUUUUAGAUUUAUUACAUUCCUCAGGUUUAUUCACUCAACAAGAAAUUAAAGAGAUUAUUGAUAUUGGAUAUUUAAAUGGUUUCUUUAUCGUUGGUAGAACCGUAGGUCUCAUCGGCCAUGCAUUAGAUCAAAAGAGAAAUAAGCAAGGUCUUUAUAGACAUCAAUUUGAUGAUAUUUUAUACGACGUUAAAUUGGGUAAUGGUCCAGAAUAAAAAAAAUAAUAAACCAAUAAAUAAAAAAUUAAAAAUAUAAAUUACAAAAAGUAAUUUUAAUAAAAAAAAUAAUUAAAUAAAUUUAUCAAUUAUAAAAUUUAUCUAAAAUACAAAAUAAUAAACAACAAUUUUUUUUAAUUUUAAAUUUAUAAUAAUAAAAGUAUAAAAUAAUAAAAUUAUAAAAAUGAAAUCACACACAAGAUUGUAAAUACAAAGAAAUAAAAAAAAAGUAAUAAUAAUAAAAAUAAUAAAACCACAAUUCUGUGCUUUUUUUU
This is a messenger RNA of Dictyostelium purpureum, 2339 nucleotides long. RefSeq lists its product as uncharacterized. The transcript has 2 exons. The coding region runs from base 199 to 2064 and encodes 621 amino acids. Gene Ontology annotation, biological process: fatty acid biosynthetic process; tricarboxylic acid cycle; acetyl-CoA biosynthetic process. Gene Ontology annotation, cellular component: cytosol. NCBI's taxonomy places the organism in Eukaryota, Evosea, Eumycetozoa, Dictyosteliales, Dictyosteliaceae. The record is from RefSeq and is a predicted model, not a curated record. Gene Ontology annotation, molecular function: ATP citrate synthase activity.